Molecule: messenger RNA, 300 nt
Organism: Caenorhabditis elegans
Lineage: Eukaryota; Metazoa; Nematoda; Chromadorea; Rhabditida; Rhabditidae
Gene: msrp-2
Product: MS Related Protein
Exons: 1
Coding region: 1-300 (99 amino acids)
Source: RefSeq, marked reviewed
AUGAACCGUCAGACAACUGCUCUCCUCCUCAUCGUCUCGAUCCUUGCCGUUUUUGUCCACCAUGGAUUUGCUGCUGCUGAAGAAGAGAAGAAUACAGCUUCAGUCGUCAGCCCUGCUCCGGACUCUGAAGCAGCCCAACCUGCUGGAAACGGAACCGAAACACCAAAAGAUGAGGUGAAGGAUGAGGCACCAAAAGAAGGUAGUGAAACUGAAGCUUCACCAGAAGCCAAGACAAAAGGAUCUAUGGUAUUCCAUGCUCUUGGAGCCAUUUCCACAGUUGUUCUCGCCGGCAUUAUGUGA